GAACAACAUACAACUAUCGAUAGUGUUUAGAAAAAUUCGAUAGCGGCCACAAAAUGAAACCAUCGAUACCAUCGAUAGCCGCAUCGAUAGUUCUCCAUCACUAGUAGUUUCAUCUUUCAUCCCUAGCAGGAAGGUUUUUGUUCGGGAUUUACUUUAAUUUGUCAAAUAGUUGCAAAGAUGACGGAAUUUCUUGCCGAAAAUAAUGCUUGCGGCCAAAGUUUAUUGCACAUUACAUCUGUAGGCAAUGCUAUAAUAGCGGAAAUAUUGCGACUAAAGGAUUACAUUCCAGAAAUUUAUCGUUUAGAAUCCAAGGUUGAUCUUCACAAGUAUUCCGACAUAAUUUUGGAUUUUAGUUACUUGAAAGUCGCAGAGGCCCAAGAGAAAAAAAUAGAAGACAGCCCGGAAUUACAAGAUUUGGACGAUGAAGUACGCGAAAAUUAUUUGGAAAUACUGACACGGUUUUAUUUAGCAUUUGAGAGUACGCACCAGUAUGCUGUGGAUCUUAAUCAGUUCGUCGAUGAACUGAACAGAGGCUACUAUAUACAACAGACCCUAGAAUCUGUAUUACAAGAUGGAGAAGGAAAACAGCUAUUGUGUGAAGCUUUGUAUUUGUUUGGUACAAUGCUAUUGCUUCUUGAUUAUCACAUUCCAGGCACAGUACGUGAGCGUCUUUUAAUAUCGUAUUAUCGCUAUAGUGCUGCAAAGGCGCAAGGUGAUAGUAAUAUAGAUGACGUAUGCAUGCUGCUUCGAUCAACAGGGUUCGUAGCAAACUGUGCCACAAACCACUCCAACUCUAAACAAACGUCCCCAACGCAAUACCCAGUUGCUUAUUUUUCUCGUUUUAAAUUCGACCAAAACUUUAUUGACAUGGUAAUAGGGCGAUUGCGAUGUGACGAUCUUUAUAAUCAGUUGGCCAUUUACCCUCAUCCUGAUCAUCGCUCCACCGCCCUCUCUACACAAGCAGCUAUGCUUUUUGUGUGUCUUUUCUUCACACCGCAAACUUUACACUUGCAAGUGGCGCAAAUGCGUGAAAUCGUCGACAAAUUCUACGCUGACAAUUGGGUUGUAUCUAUAUACAUGGGUGUUACUAUUAACUUGAUUGCUGCCUGGGAUGAAUUCAAAGCCGCAAAAGCAGCUCUAUCACCAGUAGUGGACACAGGCUUGAAGGGCUUCUGUUUGCUACACAGGGAGAAAAUGGUCAAAACAUUAAAACAAACCCAAGAAAUUUUACGGGUGGGUGUUUUGACUGAUGAUUUUGUCUUACAAAAUAUUGCAAAAAUUCUUCCCUUGAUGCGACAAUGCAACGUUCUGUUGCGCUGGUAUUUUACUCACACCUCCAAACCAGUUGUCCAAUUAUCUCAAAGCUCACAAAAGACACAACAGGUUCAGCAACAGGUCUGCUCUGAACUUAAUUAUCAAAGCACACAACUGUUAGAACUUUUGCUUGACUGUAGCCAAUUGGAGUUGGUCGUCAAGGAUAUAUUGCGUAAUUUAAUAAGCGCAAAGAAUGAACGCUGGUCCCAAUUCAAGCGUGAUGCUCUGGAUCGUCUCAAUGAGCUUGGUGAAGCAUUCGGUGGCUCGCGGCCUUUGUCUAAAAUAGAGAAUAACCCACAGUUAAAGCUUUGGUUCAGUGAAAUUUCGAAAGAAGUUGAAAAGCUUGACGCAGAAAACACUAACGUCUCAGGGCGAACAUUGAUCCAAUUGAUACAGGCUCUGGAAGAGGUGGAGGAAUUCCAUAAUCUCCAAUCUAAUAUGCAAGUAAAGCAGUAUUUGGUCGAAACACGGGAGUUCUUACACCGCAUGAUACAGGUCAUUAACAUCAAAGAGAAUAUCCUCAUCAAUAUGCAACUUAUAAGCGAUUUGAGUUACGCCUGGCGCUUACUUGAUAGGGACUUCACUACAAUUAUGCAAGAAAGUAUUAAAAAACAACCAAAAUCUGUAAUACGCUUGCGUGCUGCAUUCCUGAAGCUGGCCAGUGCUCUUGAAAUACCACUACUGCGUAUAAAUCAAGCACACAGCGAGGAUUUAGUGUCCGUUUCCAAUUACUACAGCACAGAACUCGCAAAUUACAUGCGCAAGGUCCUGCAAAUUAUUCCUGAAACGAUGUUUAGCCUUUUGUCGCGGAUUAUACAUUUGCAAACUGAGGUGCUGCACGAAAUACCCACUCGCCUGGAAAAGGAUAAACUGAAGGAGUAUGCCCAGUUCGAUGACCGCUAUGCCAUCGCUAAACUUACGCAUUCGAUUGCGAUUUUCACGGAAGGUGUGUUGAUGAUGAAAAAGACUCUGGUUGGUGUAAUUGAACUCGACCCCAAACAACUGCUGGAAGAUGGCAUCCGCAAAGAGCUUGUUCGACACCUCGCAAACGCGCUCAAUCUCGGACUGAUCUUUACGAAAACGAACAAAUCGAAGCAACAACCCAUGGCUGAGCUGGAAGGCAAACUAUUAGCCUUAUCAAAAGUUAUGGAUGGGUACAGGCGCUCCUUUGAAUAUAUUCAAGAUUAUUUGAAGAUUCAUGGUUUGAAGAUCUUGCAAGAGGAAAUCACACGAAUUAUUAACUACAAUGUGGAAAAGGAAUGCAAUGCGUUUUUACGAAAUAAAAUACAGGAUUGGCAAUCGCGGUAUCAGAGCCAGACUAUACCCAUACCAAGCUUUCCCCCCUUACAGGGUGACGCUUCGAAAUCAAAUAAUUUCAUUGGUCGUUUGGCAAACGAAAUACUCCAAUGUACGGAUCCCAAGCAAACAAUAUUUCUAGAACUGAAAGCAACCUGGUAUGAGAAACGUGCACCACACAAGGAAGUACUAAAUGCAUGCUUCUUUGGCAAAGUACGUGAAGCGAUCGGACCUGCAGGAUUGGUGGGCUUGGAUAGACUGUACUCUUAUAUGUUUGCGGCUGAUCUAAAGCAGAAUCUGGAGAAGAUGCAAAAGAACCUAUCAAGUGAUAAUAUGUGGGUGGAAGCGCUUAAAAGCUUGAGUACGGAAUUGGAAUCAAAACAUUUCCCGGGUACGAAUGCGGCAAACCCAUCAAAAUUCUAUUUCAACUACUACAAUCGCUGGAUAAAAGUGUGGCCGACGUUGUUGGAAUGGUUGCUCAAUUUGGGUCAUAAGCAGACAUUGCGACAACAACUGGCAUUCGAAUUGAACAGGAGCAGCAAAUGCAAUUCGAAAAAUUUAGAAUCAGCUCUGGAAACAUUCAACAGGGCAUUGUUGAAUGAAUUGGAACAACCAGCUGUUUAUACAAAGUUCAUCGAUUCCGAGGGUGGCAGCCAAUUGCUCAUUGAGUUCAACGAGUACUUAGCAUUCACGGGUUCCUACGAACCGCUUGAGCAAGUUUUUCUUUCUACCAAAAGUACUCAUCACGUAGCACUGUUUUUAUUUUUGUUUACAAUAGCACAUCUGCCACGACUUCAAUUUACCCUGAACACGAAUAGCUUGCUAGCCAAAAACGCCAAAGACAAUAUAGACGGCACUCCUCUGUUGGUCGGAUUAUUGACUGUUUUGCAGCAGUUCCACAAGGAGGUGAAGUUUUUGUAUUUGACCUAUCUUUGCCAAUAUGCCACUGUGAUAGUGGAGUCGAAUAUCAGCACGAAAAGCGAAAUCAGCAUGGAAGGAACAACAGUGUUGCAUUUCCUCGAAACAUUUCUUAGGUUAGCCAAGCUACCGCGAUCUGUUUUGUCCGAACGAUGUCCCACCAUUAUACUAAAUCAAUUUGAAUAUUUAGCUUUAAGCACCAAAACUUGAGUAUUAUUUAUAAUUGUUUAAAC
Molecule: messenger RNA, 3761 nt
Organism: Rhagoletis zephyria (snowberry fruit fly)
Lineage: Eukaryota; Metazoa; Arthropoda; Insecta; Diptera; Tephritidae
Gene: Strump
Product: WASH complex subunit strump
Biological process (GO): endosome organization; actin filament polymerization; endosome fission
Cellular component (GO): WASH complex; endosome
Source: RefSeq, a predicted model, not a curated record